This is a messenger RNA of Sinocyclocheilus grahami, 2413 nucleotides long. RefSeq names its product GTPase IMAP family member 8-like. Bases 44 to 2125 code for a protein of 693 amino acids. Lineage: Eukaryota; Metazoa; Chordata; Actinopteri; Cypriniformes; Cyprinidae. The transcript has 3 exons. The record is from RefSeq and is a predicted model, not a curated record. Gene Ontology annotation, molecular function: GTP binding.
CCAGGAGACAUACAGAGAGACUCUGAGAGACAAAACAAACAUCAUGGCAUCAGGAUAUAAAGUGCAGGAUCUGAGGAUUGUUUUAUUGGGAGUCUCUGGAGCUGGAAAGAGUCCAACAGCAAAUGCAAUACUGGGGCAAGAUGCAUUUAAAGAGAGCAGAACCAGACAGAGUGAGAUACAGAGAGGAAGAGUAAGGAGCAGAAACAUCUCCAUCAUCGACACUCCAGGAUUCUUCAACACGCAGCUGACUGAUGAAGAGCUGCAGAAACAGAUGAUGAAAAGUCUUUCUCUCGCUGAUCCUGGUCCUCACGUGUUCCUGCUUGUCAUCAACCUGGAGACCUUCAGAGAGGACGAGAGAAACAUUGUAGAAAAGAUUCAGGAGAUCUUUGGAGCUCAAGCCUUGAAUUUGACCAUGCUGCUGUUUACUAGAAGAGAACUAAUGUCAAACAGAGAAUGGAUGGAUAUUAAGUUUAGUAGAAAGUUUCAGGACCUAAUCAGUCACGGCAGAGGACAAUAUCAUGUGAUCAACAGAAAAAGUGAGAUUAAUGAAACUCACAUCACCAAGCUUCUAGAGAAAAUUGAUGAAAUCAUCAAGCAAAAUGAUGAAAAAUAUUAUAACAAUGAGAUUCACUUAAAGUCUACAAUAAAGAUUAGAAAUGAAAAUAAAAAACAACAGGAAGAAAAUGAAAAGGACAGAAAAAAAGAGCAAGGGGAACAGAUAAAACCAGAGCAAAUAAAAAUAGCCUGGGAAACAAUUAAAAUGCACAGUGCCAAGGAUAAGAACACAAGAAAUGUUGUGACCGAAAAGAAAAGUUUCCUUUCUAAUGUGACAAAAAGUGAAAUAAAUGAAUUACAUGAAGACAGAUUUAGAGUUCAACAGGAAAACAAGAAUGAUGAAGAGGAGUUGGUCAAACAAUCAGUAAAAUCACUGAAAAGCGCAUUCGAAAAUAUGGGAGAAAAAAAUACAGUCCAGGAACCGAACAAAUGCUGGAAAACAAGCGGAAGAGAAAAAUGGGACCAAAAGAAACCGACAGAGACAGAACAACAUCGAACCCAAGCCGAGUCCAUACAGAACAGACGCACACAAUCUGGCGACUGCAGAGAUCUCAGGAUCUUAAUGGUGGGUAAAACUGGAGCUGGAAAGAGUGCGACAGGAAACACCAUCCAGAGACAAAAAACAUUUAAAGAAGAAUUAUCUACUGAAUCUGUGACUAAGAUUUGCCAACAGCAUCAGCAGACAGUAGAUGGUAGAAACAUCUCAGUGAUCGACACUCCAGGACUGUUUGAUACAUCAAUCAGUGAAGAACAACUGAAGACGGAGAUCGAGAAGUGUGUGGAGAUGUCUGUUCCUGGUCCUCAUGCGUUUCUUCUGGUCCUCAGACUGGACGUGAGAUUCACAGAUGAGGAGAAAAACACAGUGAAAUGGAUUCAGGAAAACUUUGGAGAAGAAGCUGCAUGUUACACCAUCAUUCUGUUCACUAGAGGAGAUCAGUUAGAUAAACCUAUAAAGCAGUUUCUGGCAGAAAAUAAGCAGAUUAAUGAGCUAGUUAGUCAGUCUAAAGGCAGGUAUCAUGUGUUCGAUAAUACAGAUGGAAAAAAUCAAUCACAGGUCACUGAACUGCUGGAGAAGAUCGACAGAAUGGUGAUGGAGAAUGGAGAGCAUUACACAAAUGAGAUGUACAGAGAAAUGCAGAGAAAAAUCUGUGAAGAAGGAAAGAGUUGGAGCGAGGAAGAAGAGAGAAAGCAGGUGGAAGAGGAAGAAAAUAUAAGGGAGGAUGAAAGAAACAGGCUAUUGAACAUGGCUAAAGAUGUGGCCUUAGUGGGCGCAGGUGUGGUAGUGGGUGCAGGAGCAGCAGUUGCUGGAGGUGCAGUACUGGCCUCAACUGGUGGAGCGACACUAUGUGCAGCUGUAAUCUCAGGAGCUGCAGUGGCUGGAAAUGCGGUACUGGCCUCUACUGCUGGUGGAAUGACACUAACUGAUGCUUUAAUGACAGGAGCAGCAGUUGCUGGAAAUGCAGCACUGAAAUCUGUUACUGGUGGGGCAUCACUAACUGAAGCUUUAAUUGAAGGAGCAGCAGCAGCUAUGUCAAUAAUUCAAGUUACAGUUACAGAUCCAAGAAGCUGAAGGAAAUGCAGCAAACGAUACAUAAGUAGUUACAAUUACUGAAGGAGUGCUACUUGGAGUCAGAGUCUCAGAGCAUAAUUUGAGCAGUAGUUUUAUUAUACUACACAUAUGUGAAGUGAGGAUCGCAUAUCAUUAGCAAGAAUUCAAACAUAUAGUUGGAUGGAUAGAUCACUGGAGAGUCCGUUCAAAUCGUCAUCAGCUGCGGGAUCUGCCCUUAAUGGUGUUGAGGUUUGGCUAUUUAAUAAAUUAAUAGCAAGUAAUAAUGUUCUUUGAUGAGUGACAGCUUUG